GGGAAAAUGGACGUAGAACAAAGCUUGCCCUGUUGCUCAGCUGUGAGCCAGAUUUCUUAUCUUCUGCUCGGUCGCCAUGACGCCUUCUGCUUUUUAUCUAUCCUAAGGACCUUUUCUUCCUUCUGCACGCCUCCUCUACUUACGAUCAACGACAGCCGAAAAAAAUGCCUUUUCCACGGCAUAUGCUUGGACCAUUCCUGGUCUCGAUCGGUUUGUCGACUGGAGGAUAUGCCGAAGCAGCCUAUACCUAUAGCUCGGCGACGGGAACAACGACCGAUGUCACAACCUCAGUCUACACCUCGCCCACUAGGACAUCGACCGGUAUCGAGACAUAUACUGUCCAAGUCGGAUCCAAGUCAAGCCCCCAGGCCUACGUCCCAAACAAUUUUACGGCCAACCCCGGCGACGUCGUCGUUUUCGAAUUCUUCCCGACAAACCAUUCAGUCGUGAAAGCCGACUUUGGCGCACCGUGUGUGCCAGCUAGUGAUGGUCUCUUCUAUUCUGGGAUGUUCAACAGCUUCAAUCAGAGUAAUGGUCAAGUUACUGGUCCGUUGCCGACCUGGUCAAUAGUUAUCAAUGAUACUAAGCCGACGUUUUUCUACUGUACUGCAAUUGGAUCAUGUCUCAAAAACGGAAUGGUGGGCGUGAUCAAUCCGAACUCUACACAGACUUUCGAGGAGCAGUACAAGAAGGCUCUUACUUACCCUUACAUGCUGGUUCCCGGCCAAGCCAUGCCCGCCGAGGGCACCGAGGGCGGCGGGCCAUCAACUUCUGGCACAUCGACGACCUCGAGCGCAACCACCAGCAGUGCCGCAUAUAAUGGAGGUGGUGGUGGUGGAUUAAGUGGCGGAGCGAUUGCCGGCAUUGUUGUCGGAGCAGUGGCGGGCCUUGCCAUAUUGGUCGCACUGUUCUUUGUCUUCCGUCGCAAGCGUGCACACUCACGGACCGAGCACCCCGACCGAUGGUCUUUAUUCAACAGCGGCAACAAUUACGAUGUCCCCAGGAGUGAAUUCGAUGGCAGUGCCGGUAGAGGUCCGGGUACUGAUGUCACAUCUGUUGGUGAACCAGAACCGGCGAUGCGUGAGCUCUCGACCGGUCCCGAAUCAGCGUCUGGGUUUGGUGGCUCUUUGUCUCGCCCUGAUUCUGGCCAAUGGAACUGGGACAACCCGCAAGCUUCGCGCACCUCCCGUGGUCCAACAGAAUUGGACGCCGACGCCGUGAUCUAUGAACUGCCGGAGGGUAGGGUCUCAUAG
Penicillium brasilianum is the source of this 1253-nucleotide messenger RNA. The record is from the annotation of a GenBank genome assembly. NCBI's taxonomy places the organism in Eukaryota, Fungi, Ascomycota, Eurotiomycetes, Eurotiales, Aspergillaceae.